Molecule: messenger RNA, 876 nt
Organism: Rhagoletis zephyria (snowberry fruit fly)
Lineage: Eukaryota; Metazoa; Arthropoda; Insecta; Diptera; Tephritidae
Source: RefSeq, a predicted model, not a curated record
AUGAACAGCUGUCAGCUUUAUGCCAAGUGUACAGAGUCUGUACAACACGUUUCCUCACAUCGCUGCAAUUCCUACUACUCGAGGCGAAUCAACGAGUCGUCCUCAGCCGAUGAACAUCCGCAACAACAGACAACUCCUUCUUUUGAAAAUGAAGAACAGGAUCAGUUCAGACUGAGCAUCGACACUGGAAAGCUGUACGACGAGCAUAUUCGCCUGUCGCUCGGCCAGCGAGCCGCACUCUCCAUCGGCUCGGCCUUUAUGGCGCUGGCAGACCCGUACAGAGAUGACAUGGUAGCCACCUUCGGCGAGACCACCGGCCACCUGGCGCUGCAAAAGAUGCACCGAAAGAUGGCCGCCCACCCUGAGGGCAGCCAGGUGCUCCUGGAGCGGCCGCGCAUCAGCUCGGAGACGAUUGACAUUGAGGCGCUGGGACGGCUGCCGGAGAACACCUUUGGAUACGCCUACUACCGCUUCCUCAGCGACAAUGGCGUCAGUCCUGACACGCGAAAGACGGUGCGCUUCGUGGACGACGCCGAGCUGGCGUAUGUGAUGCAGCGCUACCGCGAGGUGCACGACCUGGUGCACACCCUCCUCGGCAUGCCCACCAACAUGCUCGGCGAGGUGCUCGUCAAGUGGGUGGAGGCGGUGCAGACCGACCUGCCGAUGUGCUGGCUGGGCGGGCUCUUCGGCCCGGUCCGCUUGAAGACAAAACGAGCGCGGGAGUUCUACGUGAGGGAAGGCUUGCGCUGGGCGCUGCGCACCGGCCACGAGGCUGAGGAUCUGCUGUGCGUCUACUACGAGCGACACUUUGAAGAGGACAUAGAUGAGCUGAGGGCGCGACUGCGGGUGCCGCCGCUGCCGAACGGCAUGCCCUAG